UCAGGUUAGCGCACACACAUAUGCUUAAGUUAUAGAAGCGAUAAAAAUAUACAUGCGAUUUGCCUAAGUUUAAGUAUUAUCAUAAAUCCAUUAGAAGAGCGCUUUGCCAAAGCUGUCGUUUACCUUUCUCAAAUAAGUGUGACACGGUAUAAGCAACAAAAGCUACAAAUUGAUUGUAUCUUAGUUUUAUCUCUUGAGUAAUUUUAAGGCGUAAUCAUGGAAAAAUAUUUAAAAAAGAUGACACGAAAGGAUAACAUUGUAUGCCGCGAGAAAAUUAUAGCACGGCUGUAUUCCUUGAUCGGCGGGGUGGACGAACCAAUGCCAGAAAGCAUAUUCGUUUAUGGUCAUAUGGCUACUGGAAAGACGUUAAUUAUCCAAAGUCUACUCAAUCACUUAAAGUAUAACGUCAGCUAUGUUAAUUGUAUAGAACAUUUAGGUAGUAAACACAUAUAUAAUUAUAUCCUGGACGAUUUAGCCGCGUCUACGAGAGAAUUGAGCGCAGAUACACAAUUGAAAUACAGCUGCGGCAAUAUUAUGGAUUUUAUACUCGCGCUUAAAAAGAUUUCCCACAACGAUAAACGUCCGAUCGUGCUGGUAUUCGAUAAAUGUCAUAAGAUAAGACACUACGACGCGACCUUUUUGCCAUCGAUCUUAAGACUCAGAGAAUUAUCCGAUAUUAAUAUAUGUACGAUUUUGAUAAGCGAGAUCGUGUGGGAUAAAUUUAACACUAAGAUAGGCGCAUUGAAGCCUAUAAAGAUUUAUUUUCCUCAAUACACGAAGGACGAAUUGGCCCAAUUGCUGUUAUUAGACAAGCCAGCGAAUUACGAAGCGGAUUUUUAUAAGAAUUAUUUGAAUCUCUUUCUUUCUGUAUUUUUCCGAUUUUGUAGAGAUCUAAACGAGCUUCGGCACAUGGCCAAAAUAAAUUUUGCUAAAUACAUAGAACCCAUAGAGAGUAAGCGAAUUGAGCCGGACAACGUUGCCGCACUGUGGCGAAACAUUUCUGCGACUCUGAAAUCCAAUUUGGAAAUCAUUUAUCUUAGGGUUUCUACGGGCGAUUUCUUGCAACCCGAUCAUCAAAUGUCUCGGGAGAUUGAGUCGACGACGAAGCUAGCUUUGAGUUUUGAACUACCGUUUUACGCGAAGUACAUGCUAAUCGCAGCGUAUCUAGCUUCGUACAAUCCCGCGAAGUGCGACAAACAUAUUUUUAUGAAGCGUAGUAAGAAACGAAAGAAGAUACGGUCGAUUAGGAAAACGGGAGAAGAUGCGCCAAAGAAAUCUCGUGUCUUCACCAUCUCGAGGAUGCUCGCGAUCUUCUGCGCUAUUCUCGACGAGAAGGUAGACAUCAAUGCCAAUUUGCUAGCUCAAAUAUCUACCAUGUGCCAGCUUGGUCUACUAUCUAUCGUCGGGGAUAACGUCACGCAGUUGGAUGAAACGAAAUUCAAGUGCUGCGCAAGCCACGACUUUAUUAUCGUCGUAGCUAAGACGAUUGGCUUUGAAGUAAAGAAUUACUUGAGCACGAACAUGAAUUGAAUAUACUUCAUGUACAUAAUUCAUUAUGUUCAUCUUUAGUUACAGUUUCAUAUGUGUGCUUGUUUCUAACAGCUUUGCCUAAUGCUUUAUUGUAUGAAGAUUUCUUAAGUAUUUAAAAUCAAUUCACGUAUUCCUAUAUUUAUAUUAGAAUAAGAUUUUAUUUUUAUAUAUUUAGUAUGUAACAGUUUGUAAUGCAUAAAAUAAGUUUGGCAUAUGAGAAAUAUGAUUUUGUGUGUAAAUU
Messenger RNA from Temnothorax curvispinosus, 1771 nucleotides. RefSeq names its product origin recognition complex subunit 5 (gene Orc5). Gene Ontology annotation, molecular function: DNA replication origin binding. The record is from RefSeq and is a predicted model, not a curated record. Gene Ontology annotation, cellular component: nuclear origin of replication recognition complex; nucleus. Gene Ontology annotation, biological process: DNA replication initiation; DNA replication. The coding region runs from base 217 to 1530 and encodes 437 amino acids. Lineage: Eukaryota; Metazoa; Arthropoda; Insecta; Hymenoptera; Formicidae. The transcript has a single exon.